CCCCGCCCCCGUUGCCCGGAUACGCGGCGGCGCGCGGCCACUAGGGGUUAGGCUUGAGGGCCCAGACAAGCUGCGCGUGGGUGAGCGGGCGCUACGGGUGGGCGCCCCGCUGGAGGUGACCUCGGAAGGAAGUUCGAGCGCCCCUGAGCGGAGCGAUCUCCCUUCUGCGGCGGCGGAGUGGUUAAAGUAAACAAUGGCCAGUAAUCACAAACCUUCAGCAGCUCGCCCUGUGUCACGAGGUGGAAUUGGGUUGACAGGAAGGCCUCCUUCUGGAGUACGACCCCCAUCAGGAAAUAUUCGAGUGGCGACUGGAAUGCCACCUGGAACAGCAAGACCAGGCUCUCGGAGUGGUCCCAUAGGAACAGGAGGAGUUCUGUCUUCUCAAAUCAAAGUUGCUGAUCGUCCUGUAACACAGCAAGGUUUGAGUGGAAUGAAAACUGGGAUGAAAGGUCCCCAGAGGCAAAUAUUAGACAAAUCUUACUAUCUUGGGCUUCUUCGAAGUAAAAUAAGUGAACUUACAACAGAAAUUAAUAAACUUCAGAAAGAAAUAGAAAUGUACAAUCAAGAGAAUUCAGUAUAUUUGUCAUAUGAAAAGAGAGCUGAGACUUUAGCUGUUGAAAUCAAAGAGUUCCAAGGACAACUAGCAGACUACAACAUGUUGGUAGAUAAACUUAAUACCAAUACUGAAAUGGAAGAAGUAAUGAAUGAUUACAACAUGCUUAAAGCUCAAAAUGAUCGAGAAACACAAAGUAUGGAUAUCAUAUUUACUGAAAGACAAGCGAAGGAAAAACAAAUUAGAAGUGUAGAAGAAGAAAUUGAACAGGAAAAACAAGCAGCAGAUGGCAUUAUCAAAAAUAUGUCUCCUGAAAAGCAAGUCAAAUACAUGGAAAUGAAAACAACAAAUGAAAAAUUGUUGCAGGAACUAGAUACACUUCAGCAAGAACUAGAUUCACUGAACAUGAAAAAAGAGAGUCUGGAAGCUGAAAUAGCACACUCCCAGGUAAAACAGGAGGCUGUAUUGCUGCAUGAAAAGCUUUAUGAGUUGGAGUCUCAUCGAGAUCAAAUGAUUGCGGAAGACAAAAGCAUGGGAUCUCCGAUGGAAGAGAGAGAGAGAUUACUUAAGCAGGUUAAAGAAGAUAAUCAGGAAAUAGCCAGCAUGGAGCGACAGUUAACAGAUAUAAGAGAAAAAAUAAAUCAAUUUAAUGAAGAAAUUAGACAACUUGACAUGGAUUUAGAAGAACACCAAGGUGAAAUGAAUCAGAAGUACAAAGAGCUCAAAAAAAGGGAGGAAAGUAUGGACACUUUUAUUGAGACUUUUGAGGAAACUAAGAAUCAGGAGCUGGAACGGAAGGCGCAGUUAGAGGCCCACAUUGUCGCCCUUCUGGAGCACUGUAGUCGAAAUAUAAAUCGUAUGAAACAGAUAUCCUCUAUCACCAAUCAAGAGCUGAAGAUGAUGCAGGAUGAUCUCAAUUUUAAAUCUACUGAAAUGCAGAAAUCACAAAGUACAGCUAGGAAUUUGACUUCAGAAUUCUGCAUUCUGAAACACAACUGCCUAGGAGUUUUACAUAAGGGAUUAUGGACCUGUAAAUGCAUACUGAAUGCUGUUAAUGUACAACUGACUUUAAAUUGAUGAUGUAGAAGAGGAACAUUUAAUAGCAGCUUGAUGUUUGAUUUCCCAUUAGAAGAGAACCUGGAUAGAUAAUGAAACUUAAUUCCCAGGAAAUUUUGCUAAAUCUUAUAUUAAGAAACCUACUGAUUGCCUGCUCACAUAUUAGGGGCACGUCCUGGUAAGAGGGAGACUAAGUGCCAAAGUCUGUGUGUAAACUCUGCCAAGUCCUGAUCUGACUGCUGAGCCGUGUCUUCGUGGGGUGGACUUUCGGGGACCCAGGAAAAGCAGCAGCUGGAAGUUGGAAGAACUCAGUACGGAGAUGUCAGGUGCUGCCCACUCCAAAGGAGAAAAGUGUUGAGUUUCAGUUCAGCAAAGUUUAUUGCUCAUGUAUGAUGUAAAUCAGCACUCUUCACAGGAGCGCAACAGAAUCCAAAGUCUCUACAGCAUAGCAUUUAAAAUGUCUAUUAUGCAAUAAAAAUUUACUAGACCUGUGCAGAAAUGGGAAAAUGUGAGUCAAGGGGAAAGCAGUCACUGUAAUACACUCGACCUGAGAUACUCCAGAUGGUGAAAUGAAAAGAAAAAGACUUUCAAAGUUUAUAAACAUAUUUAAGGGCUUAGAGGAAAAUAAAAUCAUAAUAAAUGAACAGAUGGAGAAUCCCACAGAGAAAUGGAAAUUGCAAAAGGAACCAAGUGAAAAUUCUGGAAUUGGAAAUCUAACUAAAAUGAAAAAGUCACUAAAUGACCUUAAUGGAGGAUGGAAGACAGCAGAAAAAAUGUCAGUGAACUUGAAGAUAGAGGAAUAGAAAUUAUCCAGGCCAAAGAAGAAAUAAAAAUGAACAGGGCCUAAAUGACCUAAUAGACUAUUUCAAGCAGUCUAACAUACAUGUAAUUAGAGUUCCAGAAGGAGAGGAGGAACAGAGCAGGGGGGAGAAAAGAUAGUUGAAGAAAUAAUGGCCAAAAAUUUCCCAAAUUUGAUGAAAAACUUAAUUUUACAUAUCUAAGAAGCUCAUUAAACUCCAAACAGGAUUAAUAUAAAAACUCCUCACCUAAGCACAUCGUAGUUAAACUGUUGAAAUGCAACAAUAAACAGAAAACCAGGAAAGAAGCUAGAGAAAAAUAACAUGUAUAUACAGAGAACAAUACAUUUCACUAUAAGAUAAAUUUUGUCUUAAAAAUUGAUUUGGAUUUUGUAUUUUACUCCAAAAUGUUAACAUAGAAAUCUUUCACUCCUAAAUCCCUAAGUAAUAAAAGGAAGAUGUUCGUGUGUGGCUUUUGA
This is a messenger RNA of Equus caballus (horse), 2885 nucleotides long. It is a transcript of the gene IFT74, whose product is annotated as intraflagellar transport 74. Gene Ontology annotation, cellular component: cilium; centrosome; intraciliary transport particle B. Gene Ontology annotation, biological process: intraciliary transport involved in cilium assembly; cilium assembly. The record is from RefSeq and is a predicted model, not a curated record. Gene Ontology annotation, molecular function: beta-tubulin binding. Lineage: Eukaryota; Metazoa; Chordata; Mammalia; Perissodactyla; Equidae.